This is a messenger RNA of Austrofundulus limnaeus, 1259 nucleotides long. RefSeq names its product non-histone chromosomal protein HMG-14. The coding region runs from base 181 to 450 and encodes 89 amino acids. The record is from RefSeq and is a predicted model, not a curated record. NCBI's taxonomy places the organism in Eukaryota, Metazoa, Chordata, Actinopteri, Cyprinodontiformes, Rivulidae. The transcript has 6 exons. Gene Ontology annotation, cellular component: nucleus; chromatin. Gene Ontology annotation, molecular function: nucleosomal DNA binding.
GAGGGAGGGAGGGGGAGAAUCCAAUCCGGUUCCAGCUAGUUUUUCUUCCAAUGGAACAUUAACGUGUCGCUGCAGCGUGUGUGUGUCCGGACACGGCUUUAUCCUGAAUUCACCGCUUUAUUUCUGCRGUCUUCACCUUCAGCGCGUUCUUUUCAUCCAAACAUCUCAACACAAAGCAACAUGCCGAAGAGGAGCAAAGCAGCAGCUGCAGGAGGUGCUGACUCAGCACCCAAGAGGAGAUCCCUCAGGCUGAAYGACAAGCCUGAGCCUGCGAAGGUAGAGGCCAAAGCCAAACCAAAGAAAGGACCUGCUAAGGGAAAGAAAGCCAAGGAGGUGGAGAAGGCCAAGCCUGAAGACAAAACACCGGAGAGCCCGGCUGAGAACGGUGAAGCCAAAUCUGAGGAGGAGGCGCCUGCUUCAAACGCUGAUGAAGACGAGGCAGCAGAAUAACAACACUCCAGCCCCGUCUCCUACCAGUUCUCCCUGUACCUCUUUUCUUGUAUAAUUCAGGGGAAUAUUUUUAUCAACUAUUUUCUAAAUACAAGUUUUUUAGUGGUUUGAUUGUAGAGGACACUUUUUUUUAAUAUAAUGACAGAAAAGUCAAUUUGGACAUGGGGAAAAUGAUCAAAUCCUACUAUUUACAUUAACUUGAACAUUGCAGUCAUCGUUGGUAGAUUUAGUUUCAAAUGUGAAGGAGGGGAGGGAGGGUCCGGUCAGCAGGAGGGUGGGCAACAACUAGAAAAGCUAACCUGUGAGAAGUACAUUCCAUAUGCUUUGUAAGGGACGUGUGUUGUUUCCUUGUUUAUAUUGAAGUGGUUUUYAAUGUUUGCAACCUUUUUCCCUAUUUGUUAACUUGUGUACUCUUAAAGUUUCUCCUGGAGUCCCUACUGGAGCCCUACUGGAGCCUUCCCAUUCAGCACUGUACAUCACACGCUGUCUGUGUCUUUAAUAGCACUGCAAUAAAUCUAAAGCUGCCGCUGUGAGCAAUUUUCAAUCCUUCAAUUUUCAGCAUGUCAGGAUGGAUGAAAAGGAGUUUUUCUUAACCAACCUCAGAAAGUGUAUUAAAAUACAAACUGCUGAGGUGAACUUCCUUAAAGCCAAUAAACUGUAAUCUGAACUGUCGACAGCAGUAGCCAUAUUUGUGUGGGCUUUAGGUGUCUGUAUCGAUACAAGUGUGUAGUUUUUUUUAUUUUUAUUUAGAGAUGUAUUUGUGUAUUGAUUGUUAACAAACCAAUAAAACUCAGUUGGUAGCUCUUAAA